Molecule: messenger RNA, 5238 nt
Organism: Aedes albopictus (Asian tiger mosquito)
Lineage: Eukaryota; Metazoa; Arthropoda; Insecta; Diptera; Culicidae
Product: breast cancer anti-estrogen resistance protein 3 homolog
Exons: 14
Coding region: 643-3462 (939 amino acids)
Biological process (GO): small GTPase-mediated signal transduction; positive regulation of peptidyl-serine phosphorylation
Molecular function (GO): guanyl-nucleotide exchange factor activity; phosphotyrosine residue binding
Source: RefSeq, a predicted model, not a curated record
UCUCGGAACACUUUGGGGGGUAUGGCAUAUCGACACACCAGUAGUGUCAGUUCCCGACUGGCUCCCGAUUCGAAUUAACACGUUGUCGUUGUCGCCUUCGUCGUCGUUAAAUGGGCGAUAAUAUCCACGCGAUACGCGGCACACGGUUCGUGUUACAGUUCAACAAGUCUUCUUGAAGUUCGACGCGUCUAGCGAUAAAGAUGACGAUGAUCAUCGCGCGGUCUAUCGGUGUGCAAUUGUUUGCAAAUAUGUUGUAGGCCUAAUCGGGCUGGCAUCGGGUACCUUGGCUGGAGAGAGCGAGUGAGUCGUUGGUAAUAUGCCAGCUAACAACCAGCAGCGUGGUGUUCAGUGCGGCGAGUUUGUUAUCAACAGAAGAGUGCGCUUUGAAGCUGAUUGUUUAAGAUUUCUAACAGUAAAUAAGUGAACCGUGAAGAAAAUUCCGUGAAGCAUCGGGUCACGUGUGGUCUAUACCUGGAAAAGCAAAACGAAGAAAGUGUGCCCAAGUGGGCUGAAUAAGUGUGUAACAAGUGCAAAACCAAAAUACUGAGCUGAAUACAUAAUGAUUGGAGCCAACACCCGUUCGAAUUAUGAGAAUUCUUAAUCAGUAACAAGUGUCAUGUACGAAACAGUUAGUUAAACGACAUGGGUAAAACUACGAGCAAAUUAGAUAAACGGCGAUCGCAAAGUAUAUCCUGGAGUCACAAGUUCGGAUCGCUGAACCGAAGGAGAAAAAAUGCGCCGAUGGUUAUCACCUCCUGUCCCCAUAUGGACGUUUUGGAAUGGCUGAAGCGGAUGGACCUGGAGGAAUAUCAUGCCAAAUUCAAACACUUCAGUGGAGUGGAAGACUUCCUGUACGUCAGUGAGGCCGACAUCAAAAAGCUCGGUGUGCGAAACAAUGCUCAUCGUGCCCGGAUGAUCAGCAGCCUCGUUGCACUGCGAGAAAAGCCAGCAACAGCAAGUCUCAACCGAUCCGAAACGUUGCAAAGAUCCAUGCGACACAGCUUGGCGGUGGAACCGAACAAAACUGGAAGCGCCGUCGUCGAACAGGAAUCAGUCAGCUAUGAAUGUCUGACGGUCAGUAACGCGAAGCAAAGUAAGAGUCUGGGCGAUCUGCUAGAUAUGGAAACAUCGGACGGUGGUGGCAACGAAGCGGUCGCCCUGAAAAAAGCCCUCGAGUGGGAACUGUCGCUGGAUUCGAGAGAUUUACGAUCACACGCCUGGUACCACGGUCCUAUACCCCGACAACGGGCCGAAGAAAUCGUCCAACGGGAUGGGGACUUUCUGGUGCGGGACUGCGUCUCCCAGCCGGGCAACUACGUGCUUACCUGCAGAACCAAGGGCCCGACGCUGCACUUCGUCAUCAAUAAGUUGCUGAUUCAGCCCGAGACCGUAUACGAGAGAGUACAAUAUCAGUUCGAAGACGAUGCCUAUGACACAGUUCCUGAUUUGAUAACCUUUUACGUAGGCUCAGGUAAAGCAAUUUCAGCCGCCUCGGGAGCACGGAUUCAGUUCCCCUGCAACAGGAUCUAUCCGCUAUCGUUUUAUGCUUCCAAGUAUGGCCAGCACGUGGGUGGCAUUCGUGGGCCAAGCCCACUCAACUCACCCUCACCGGUGCCGUCGUCGCCUGGGUUCAGGUAUAACCCUUACACCCAGCAAACGAACACAUAUCGAAGUCCGAUGUCUUCGCCGCCACGAACCAAGCGUGAAACGCCCCCUCGUCUACCAUCUAAGAAGCAACGUUCGCAAUCUCUAACCCCCCUGCAAGGAGCGCAGACCAGCCAACAGCGAUACUGCAGCGCUGACGGUGUGAUACAAUCCAAUGGAUCUGAUCCGAAUAGCAAAACGCUAACGAAACCUUCUCGGCUGACUGGAUCGACGGAGAAGUGCAACAGCGCAGAUGGAGUAAUCCACAGUAACGAUUCUUCGACCAGAUCCUCGGACGAGAAAUGCUCUAGCGCCGAUGGAGUCGUGAAGACGCAAACCAUGACUCGAUCAGGUACCUCCCAAUCUCUCCCGCGUUCCAAUAGCUUACGAUCUUCCCAUGGGGUGCUGGGCUCGCGAACGUCUAGCAUCAAUAAAGAACCCAGCGAGCACUCCCUUAGCCCUUGCAUAGAACAGAAACAGUUCGCCGAAGACGACGAGGAAUCGGAGCAACCUCCUAGUCCUCCACCAAAACCUGGACGAGGUGUCCACAGGAAUGACUCCAUGAAAGAGGGUGAUCCUCACGGCCCGAUCCAUCGAAUGGGAUCGUACCACCCGAGCGGAUCGGACUCUGGAAAUGGUUCGGGAGAUUCCGCACAAAGCUCCGCCACUGGUGAAGAGAUGGUCGUGCAACAUCGGGGAGGAGUGAUACUGAAAAACCCACGCUUCAUUCCGAGCUCGAUGUCGUCAGUCACGCUAAGGUCCUACGUGGAUUUCGAUCCGUUGGCCGCCGAAGAGGCACUGCUGGCCAUGACUGGGCCAACGUUCGAACAGGUUUCGCGCUUCGAUCUGGAGAACUUCAACACAUUGCUGCUUCCGUUCUGUGAUUACAAACCUCUGGACAGUGGUACGCUCAACACGUUCCGGAUGAUGCUGAGCGAAACGAGCUCCAGGGUUAUUGCGACGCAUCUGACGCGCGUGGACAUUAGCUUAAUAUUAGAAAAAGACGAAGAGAAAAAAGACCACAUCCUCAACUGCACCGGGCUGGAGUUGAUUACCCUGGAACAGGGCCGCCAAUUCCGAUUGGAUCUGAUCGAACGCACCGAAUGCAUGAAGCUGCUGGUGGCCGUUACCAUUUUGACCUGCCAGGACGACCUAGAACGGGCGGAAACCCUGAACAAGUGGAUACAAAUCGCCGUUGAAACCAAAACUGCCCUCGGGAAUCUAUUUGGAUUCUGUGCCAUCAUGCUUGGACUAUCGAUGCCACAGAUUCAAAAGCUGGAAACGACGUGGCACACAUUGCGCCAAAAGUACACCGACAGUGCAUUUAACUUCGAAGCUAAACUACGACCUACGCUCAACAGCAUGAACGACUGCUCGAACCCGCAGGCACCGAACACGACGAUACCGCACAUACUGCCAUACGUACUGGUUAAGGACCGCACAAUUACCGAUAUUCUUGUAGACCCGCUACAGCCGGCUCAGAACUGUUCCUCGUUGGUGACGAGCUGUGUCACGCCGUGGGAAACCAUUACUCAGGAUUUCGGCUUUUCGGUACUGUUUGCUCAUCUGGACGCUGCACGAAGUUUCGUGAACAAUCUAUCGCUCUAUCGAAAGAACGCACAUGGCAUCAUGCAAGAUACUAGCCGGCUCGACACUCUACUGGAGGAUGCGUUCAGAACCGAGUUCCAGGUAAAGUUCCUCUGGGGCAGCAAGGGCUGCUUCGUACCGGCCGAAGACCGACACGCCAAGUUCGAACACGUGCUCACGGUAAUGGCGGAGAAGUUUUGCGGCGAUCCAGCAGUGAACGCUGCCGGCUAAAUCCACGCGACGCAGAACUCCAGCAACAACUCUCCAAAUCAUACAUUUUCCUAUCGCAUUUCAUCUUUUUCCAAGCUCGCAAAUACAUAACACACAACUAUAUCUCAACCUACUCAUGUUUUAUCAGGCAUCUCAAAAUUGAUAGUGGAAAACAACUAAAUUUUGAUAGAGACAGACUAAACUUUUAUGCAACACUUUUAGCUCAAAUAUUGAAAGACCUACGAUAUAUGACGGGAAAAUCAAACGAAACAAUAAAUUCAAACAACAGUUUAGAAAGAAUCUUAAGCGCAUGAGGAAUUUUUGAGAAUAUCAAACGAAACAGACUUUUCUUUUUGGAAGUUGUUUAAGCAAAUAUCGAGACUAUGGUGGGAAUUAUUGAAUCCCAUAUACUGAAAUGUGGUAACUGUUUCAGCGACUCGAUGUUUCGAUAAAAAAUAAUAAUCAAAGCUAGUCAAGACGAAAUCGAAGUACUUGUAAUUGAUCGUUUGUGUUUUGUGGCCUGGAGGAUGAUUAUGGAUAAUUCUAAUUUACACCAAUUUUACAAAUGGAUACUUAAUGUACGGAUGUGUGGAGGAAAUUUUUUAUAGAGUUUUUACAAAUCAAACCGCAUAAAAUAAUGAGCGCGGUCCAGAUUGCGAUGUUAAAAUGACCUCGUUUCUGAUUUAUGUAUGGAAAUUUUCCCUGGAUUUUGCAAAAGAAGCCACCACUGAUGAAAUAGACUGAUGAUUUAUUGUUAAUUUUCUCGGUUUAGCACCUUCCAAAGCAAUACCUUGAUGAAAUUAUCGAUUUGAAUGCCUCAAGUUGGAAGCAACAAUUGUUCGUUAUUUUUCCUAGCAAUUUUGUACCAAACCCUUGGACAGUGUCACAAAUAUGUAGUGCUAUGUAGAUUCACACACAAUGCAAACAUAAAACUAUCUGAAGCAAGAAAAUGUAAAGGCAUUAACUCUGAACCAUUAAUACAAGUAGCUAAUCUUGAAGACAUUUUCGGAAAAUAUAAUAAAAAACUGUACGAUAAUAACAAUCACACAUUUAUACCAAGAGAAGAUAAUUUAUGUAGCCUUUGGUAAAAGAACAAGGACAUCUAAUCUCACUUAUUUGUUGGACUAAUUCCAGAGUAGUCAUCGCAUUGUUAAAAUUUAACUAAUGGAGAUAUUUCGACCCACACACACACACACACACACACACACAAAAGAUUUUCCGUUAAAUGGAAACAAAAUACUUUAUGUACCAGAAACCCGAAAAAGCAACCAAAAUACCGAUUAAAAAAGUGACAAACAUCUAAGCUAAUCAAUACACUUAUGCGUAGACGAAUGUAAGUUAUACAUUUGAUCAAACAUAUUUAUUUACCUUAGAAAAGGAACAAAACUAAACAGAAUUACCACACAAUAAAGCACACAUUUCGGAUAUAUAAUAGUGUCGAAACGGUAUCUACUGGAAACUACCAAGAAAAAAAAAACUGAUGGACUAUGAGCGGGUGACAAACAACUGGUAAAUCGGAAAGUAUUACGUAACGGGACAAGUAGUCAGUCGAAUGAAGAAGGCUACAUAUUUUCGGACAUUCGGUAAACGUGUUGAAAAGUAACAAUAAGCCAAAUGAGUGGGCGGCACAUGUAUGGUGGUCCUUAGAUCGAUCAAUCGAAGCGAAGGAAGAUUCAGAGAGAAGAUACGAGUGACACACAUGUUUGUAUUGAUCGUACCGUGCGCAAAUAUGGACAACAUACAAGUAUGAUAUUUAAACCGCAGGAAAUGAUUGAAUAAUAAAUUAUUUAAAUGAGA